AUGUCUCAACGCAAGUUCCUAAACAAACUACAAGAUAAACUUGUCCUCGUAUUCGGAGGUACCUCCGGAAUAGGGUACGCGGUUGCUGAGGCCGUGCUCGAACAUGGAGCAAAGCUCAUCAUAUCCGGAUCAAACCCGGACAAGCUGGACAGAACCGUUAAUCGUCUGCGAAAGUCUUACCCAGAUGUCAAAGACGGUCAAAUUGUGACUCUAGUCAAUGACUUGACUCAAAUCGACAUUCUAGAAAAUAGACUGCGGGAACAGUUUCACGAUGUCGUGUCAGAAAACGGAGGGCAAAAGAUCGACCACAUCGUCUAUACUGCUGGCGACUCUUUGAACGUUGGCAACGGGAUUUCUGACGCGGAUAUCAAAUAUAUCAAUUCUGUGAUGACUGUUAGAGCCUAUGCGCCUAUCUUUAUUGCCAAGGUCAUUGCAACGUCGGACUUUGUCAGUAAAUCGGCUGCAACCUCUUUCACGAUUACUUCUGGGACCGCUCACAUACGUCCGCGCAAGGCCUGGCCGGUUGUAUCCAUGCUGUCAGGUGCCUGUCAAGGUCUAGUUAAGGGAUUAGCAUACGAUCUAGCACCAAUCCGCGUCAAUGUCGUCAACCCAGGCUUGUUCCAAACAGAGUUGGCCAGUAAAUGGCCUGCUUCAGCCCUCGAAAAGGCGAAAGGAGAUACGUUGACGAAGAAGAUAGGACAGGCAGAAGAUAUUGCAGAGGCAUACUUGUAUUUCAUGAAGGAUGCCUCAGUAGAUGGAAUUUCAAUUGUCUCUGAUAAUGGCAAGGUUUUAUUCUAG
Molecule: messenger RNA, 798 nt
Organism: Talaromyces proteolyticus
Lineage: Eukaryota; Fungi; Ascomycota; Eurotiomycetes; Eurotiales; Trichocomaceae
Product: putative short-chain dehydrogenase
Exons: 1
Coding region: 1-798 (265 amino acids)
Molecular function (GO): oxidoreductase activity
Source: RefSeq, a predicted model, not a curated record